Cuscuta campestris is the source of this 856-nucleotide messenger RNA. The record is from the annotation of a GenBank genome assembly. Lineage: Eukaryota; Viridiplantae; Streptophyta; Magnoliopsida; Solanales; Convolvulaceae.
AAAUACUCUCCCCCUCCCAUAGCGUGUUCAACCUUUCACAUACUUCGAAAUCGCCGCCGCGAUUCCAAAUUAGACCAGAAAUCGCGCUCCACCGAGCGGGAGGAUGUCGGAGCAGUUUACCGCCUCAGCCGCAAGCGGCGGCUCAACGUCGAGCGAAGACGACCGGCGAAACAAUCCUAGUAACCCGCUCCUCUCCCUGCUCUCGGCCUUCCUUCAGCUCUUCAAACCGCCGCAGCCGAAGUCCGCCCCCGCCGCCGACGAGGCUCAGCCGGGCAAUCCGAAGCCAGAAGUCGCCGAGGACAAAGAGAAGCCGUCUGUAGUGAAGUUCCCUAGGGCGGAAUUGCCCUCUCUGAAACUCGAAUCUCACGAAUCUGAGACCGACACUAAGCCUGCGGUCCUGUGGCAGGUUUAUGCGAUUGGUGGUUACUUAGUGUUGAAAUGGGCGUGGACUAGAUGGAAUGAGAGGAAUUUGAAGAAGCCAUCCAAUGAAGAAACAUCUCCGCCUGCUCAGGAGGAGCAAUCAUAAUACGGUAGAUUUGCGCUUUGAUCCAUUUUUUUCUUGAGAAGAAGUUGAAGAAGAUAUGUUUUUUUUUUCAGAUAAUGAAAAAGCUUACAUAUUCCUUUCUAUGAUAUGCACAUAAGUUCGUCUCUUUGAUGGAUAAAAUUGUAAAGACUUGGAAAUGUUUGCAGUGGAUCCAAAGUUUUUCUAUAGUUGUUUGUUUGAUCGUUUCCUUCAUUUCCAACCAAACACACUUUGAGUUUAAUUUCUAAUCCGAGUAGACAAAAGAGAAAAAAAAUUGAACCAAAAUGCUAUCGAAUUAUUUAUUGUGUUUUUAAAUGAAUUUUUUUUCAUUAA